This is a messenger RNA of Ustilaginoidea virens, 429 nucleotides long. RefSeq lists its product as uncharacterized. The record is from RefSeq and is a predicted model, not a curated record. The transcript has a single exon. Lineage: Eukaryota; Fungi; Ascomycota; Sordariomycetes; Hypocreales; Clavicipitaceae. Bases 1 to 429 code for a protein of 142 amino acids.
AUGCCAUGCAUCCUCCCCUUCCCCGCAGCAAUCCCGAUAUCCUCGAUGGCACGCCCGCUUCAUGAUGCCCCGACCCAUGGGUCUGCAGAACACAAGCCAGCAAGGUCCGAUGCUCCGAUACUCCGAUGCUCCGUCUUCGCGGCCAACUUGUCUGCGGACCUGGGGCCCGCCGCUGGCGACGUUGAGCCGGAGCAGCGCCCUCCUCGAGCACCCUGUCUCGGAAACGUGCCCGGCAUCAACCCGACUCUGCCAGGGUCAUUCCUUGCUUCUGCACGCAUUCGAGGAGCGGGUACUCGUCCCUGGUGCCGCGCCAUGCAUCCGCUGCGCUUGGCUUUGACCCCCGCCCUCCACGAUAAGCGAACCGGCCGGCCUCUGGUGCUUUCAUACAGCCGAAAUGAACCGGCGCUCGUCAUGCCCCGCCCUCGUUGA